AUGGCUCGCAUCAAGAGGAGAGGCGAGACCGGCGCCUCAAAAAACUUUGUCACCCGAAACCAGGCAAUCCGAAAACUUCAACUCAGCCUACCCGACUUUCGAAAGCUCUGCAUCUGGAAGGGCAUCUACCCGCGCGAGCCUCGCAGCAAGAAGAAGGUCUCCAAGUCGUCCACGGCCUCGACCACCUUCUACUACUACAAGGAUAUCCAGUACCUCUUGCACGAGCCUCUUGUGCAAAAGUUUCGCGACACAAAAGCCCUUGAGAAGAAAAUCUCCAAGGCCCUCGGCCGUGGCGAUGUCAGCGAUGCCGCUCGUCUCGACAGCAACGCUGCCCGUCCUGAAAAGACUGGAAAGCCCAAUUAUACUCUCGACCAUGUCGUCCGCGAACGCUACCCUACCUUUGUUGAUGCUUUGAGGGACUUGGAUGACUGCUUGUCCAUGCUUUUCCUCUUCGCCAAUCUGCCCUCCACCUCGACCGUUCCGGCAAAGAUGAUUGCACGAUGCGAAAGACUCUGCCUCGAGUUUCAGCACUAUCUUAUCGUCUCCCGCAGCCUCACCAAGUCGUUUCUCUCUAUCAAGGGUAUCUACUAUCAGGCUAAUAUUCAGGGCGAAGAGAUUCUAUGGCUAGUUCCUUACAAGUUUACUCAGCGCGUCGUUGGCGAUGUCGACUUCCGCAUCAUGGGUACCUUUAUCGAGUUCUACAUGACCCUACUCGGCUUCAUCAACUUCAGACUAUACACCUCAGUCGGCCUCAAGUAUCCUCCCAAGUUCGACCUAGUCAAAGACGAGAAUGCUGCCGAGCUUGGUGCCUUCACCCUCGAGGGCAAGACUCUAGUCGGCGGCGAGGAGCAGAAGCAGCUGGAGGACAUUGCCCAUCGCCCCGACCCAAAGGUCCAGGCUGCUGUCAACAAGGUUGUUAAGACCUUGACCGCCGGCGAGACCAAUGGCGACGGCAAUGAAGCUGCCGCCGAGGAAGACGAGGAAGACAACUCUGGGGCUCUCGACAAAUUUGAGCCUGCUGCGCCAGGCGGUGACGUCUUGCUGCAGCCCGCUGCUAGUGGCAGAGGUCAAGGCUCCCUCUUUUCCAACUUCACCUUCUACCUUUCUCGCGAGACUCCCCGCCAACCUCUCGAAUUCAUCCUCAAGGCCUUUGGUUGCAAGCGUGUUGGCUGGGAUGCCACUCUCGGCGGCGGUGCUUUCACCACCGACGAGCUGGAUCCUUGCAUUACUCAUCAUAUUGUCGAUAGACCCAUUGUGCAGACCGUCACUACUGAAGACGUCGACGGCGAAGACAACCAGACUUCUCAAAAAUUGACACAAAACCAGCGUGUCCCUGGUCGCAUAUACAUCCAACCUCAAUGGGUCUGGGAUAGCAUCAAUGAUGGCGAGCUCAAGGAGGCACACUUGUAUGCUCCGGGCGCUUCUCUGCCUCCUCACUUGAGUCCGUUUGUGAAGAACGUGCAGGGCGCGUACGAUCCCACAGUCCCUCUCGAGGAGCAAGAGCCCGAAAAUGAGGCUCUUGAGGCCGAUAGCGAUGAGGAGAUCGGGGAUGCUGAUGCUGACGAGACUGCUGAAGGCAUGGAUAUUGCCGAUGAGGACGACGAGGAUGCCGAUGAAGAGGAUGAUGCAGAGGACGACGAAGAUGCUGACGAGGACGAGGAAAAAGAAGACGAAGAAGAAGACGAAGCCGCACAGCGUCAAGAGGAGCUGGAAGCCGAGAUGAAGGGUACUUCUGUAGACUCCAAGAAGGUCAAUGCCAAGACCAAGGCCAAGGCGGACGCCCGCAAAGCCUACUCCAAGAAGUCGCGUGAAGAAGCCGAGGACCUUGAGCGUGCCAAGGGCAUGCUUAGCAAGAAGAAGCGCAAGCUGUUUGAACAGAUGCAGUAUACGAAUAACAAAAAGAGUGCCGCUGAUGAGAAGUUGCGAGCAAAGAGAAGGAGACUAGAAAAGGAAAAGAUGAAGAAGGAGGCAUCGGCGUAA
Messenger RNA from Beauveria bassiana ARSEF 2860, 1980 nucleotides. Its product is annotated as pescadillo development protein. Gene Ontology annotation, cellular component: PeBoW complex; nucleolus. The record is from RefSeq and is a predicted model, not a curated record. The transcript has a single exon. Lineage: Eukaryota; Fungi; Ascomycota; Sordariomycetes; Hypocreales; Cordycipitaceae. Gene Ontology annotation, biological process: maturation of LSU-rRNA from tricistronic rRNA transcript (SSU-rRNA, 5.8S rRNA, LSU-rRNA); ribosome biogenesis. Bases 1 to 1980 code for a protein of 659 amino acids. Gene Ontology annotation, molecular function: RNA binding.